AGCUGGACCGAUCUAGUUCAGUAUUUUUGCAGUCUUAUUCAAAGGAGAGUUCUCCGCAACAAUAUGAAGUGACAUCUACAUAUCAAAACGGAUUUAUUAAGAAAGGAUAUAAACAGUCUUUAUUGAGUUCAAAGCAUGAAAAUUUGUUAGAUGACAACCAGAAAUUUCCAGUAAAUAAAGCAAGCAAUUCUAAAAAGUGGGUAUCUCAACAAUUUCUGCAUGAUGUUACUGAUCAAAAUGAACUUAUUUUACGCAGAGUUAGAGGAAUAUUGAAUAAGUUAACACCAGAAAAAUUUGACAAGUUGAGUCAGGACUUGGUACAUAUUGGAAUUACUAAUAAAACUGUUCUGAACAAUAUUAUUAUUUUAAUAUUUGAAAAAGCUAUAGAUGAACAAAAUUAUUCAAGCCUUUAUGCAAGACUUUGUCAGAAAAUUAAUAAUGAAUUACCUAAUUUUGAUGACCCACCUACUAAAACCAAUACUUUUUUACGUCUUUUACUUAACCGAUGUCAAGAAGAAUUUGAAACAAGGUCAAAAGCCUCUUCUGCUUUCGAUAAGCACGAACAGCUCACAGCUGAUGAGAAACAUGAAAAGACCAAAGCAAAAAGAAAGAUGCUGGGAAAUAUUAGAUUCAUUGGAGAGCUCGGAAAGUUGGAAUUGGUGCAAGAAGCCAUCUUGCAUAAAUGUAUUCAACAGUGUCUUGCUAAGAAAAAAAAGACAUCAUUGUCUGAUAUGGCAGAAGAUAUUGAAUGCUUGUGUCAAAUAAUGAGUACUAUUGGACAGAGAUUAGAUACAGAAAAGGCGCAAAACAUAAUGAAUCAGUACUUUGAGAGAAUUUAUAUGCUGUCCCAGUCUGAUGAACUUCCAUCUAGAAUCCGGUUUAUGUUGAAGGAUGUGAUUGAUCUUAGGAAUCGUCAGUGGCAGCCUAGACGCAUUGAUAAAGAUGGUGUUCCUCGAUCAGUAUCACAGAUGAGAUGGGAAGUGAUGGGAUCAGUACAACCUCAAUACCCCUACUAUCCAGGAUUAUAUGGAAAUGGAAUGGUUCCUCAACCAUUUUUCAGUAAGGAUGGUGAAGUAAUGCCUUGGAUGAAUGAUCCUAUGUUUAUCAGUGGUAUGUCAGCUUUACAGUUAAACUCUGUUCAACAUCAAGAGUUAACUGAUGACAACAAAGAUAUUUUUGGAAAACCUGUUUACAAAGCUCCCACAGUUAACAAAAGUAAAGAAUCUGCAAAAGAAACUAUAAAAGCUGAUCUUUUUGAACCACAUUACAUGAAAUCUAAAAAGUUGAAUACAGCUAAUACAUUAGCGACUUCACAACAUGACCAUCAUAAAAGUAAAAUUGUUUCAAGUGACGAGAAGCAACAUAAUCAGAGUAAUAUUGUUAAUCGCAGUAAUCCUUGGAAUGUUGAUCCAUUCGUUCCUCAUUACAACAAGCCUGCAGUAUUUCCUGUGAAAGAUGAUGUAAUCAAUACCAAGUCUACUGUUAUUCCCAAUACAUCACAUGAUCUUCCUCGUGCACCUGCAAACAAAACAACUCCAAAAAAAGUUGUCGGCGAGAUUAGUUUGCGUCCAUCUUUUCUUACAAAAAAAGAUGAAAAAGCUGUUUCCUUGGAAACUGAAGAUGCAUCUGCAAAGAGAUCACAGUUUACAAAUUUAACAAUAAAUGAUAAAACAAACAAGUUGAAAAAGACUGGUCUUACCAAAAUAGAUUUUGAUGCAAAACUUUUAUCUAUGAUGGAGACAUACCAAUCUAACAAAAAUAUAGAGCUACUUUGCAAUGAUGUUCAAUCAUUGGCCACCAAUAUGAAAUACCUGAAAAUGGUUGUAAAGCAGUUGCUUUAUUUCCCUUGUACUCAUGAGGAAUUUGAUUGGCAAAUUGUUUGUGAAGCAAUUUUGGAAUGUCAACACAAAUCAAUAAUUUCUGCAGACACUCUAAAUAAUAUGUUUUUUCAAAUGUUUGAUGACUCAAAGUUGAUGGAAACAGCAUUGGGAAAAGAAUAUGUUUCUAAUCUUUCAUCAUUUUUUAUUAUAAAUGAGUUAUUGAAGGUCAAAAAAUAUAUGGAAUAUUUUCAUGAUGGAAAGCAUUUUCCUAUGCCAUUAUUAUGCUUAUCUCGUGUUUAUGAAAUGAAAGGAAAGGAGUUUGCAGAGAAUUUAAUCAGAAGCUCAGGAAUUGAUUUAAAAGCAGUGUUUCCUAAAGAACUCAAGUCCGAUGAUUAUAUAAUGAAAAUUGCUCGUGAAAAGGGAUUGACAUUUCUAUUUCCUCACUUAUGUCGCAAAGAAGAACUGCUAAAAAUGAUGUUUGAAAAUGUGUCAGAAGAGUUGAUUGAUACUUGGAUAAAGGAAAACCUUGAAGGUCAAGUUGAAAAAAAGCUGCUUGUUCAUGUAAUAGUAACCUGUUCGGUUACAAUGGCAACUUUAGAUACAUUGUCUAAAGUUGAUGUAAGUCUUAAGCCAGAAAAGGAGUACAUUGAAAAAGAGAGAGAGGAGAUGUUAAAAAUGAAAAAUAUACUUAAAAGAUAUUUGAAUACAGAUACAAAUUCACAACUGGAAGCUUUGUAUGCUGUGCAGAUAUUUUGCUAUGAAAAAGAAUUUCCAAAAGAUAUGUUAAUUCGUUUAUUUAUAAUUCUGUACAAUGAAGAAUUGGUUGACGAAGAAACAUUUUUGAAAUGGAGAGAAGAUAUUAACGAUGUGUAUCCAGGAAAAGGAAAAUCUUUAUUUCAAGUUAUUUUAAAAAUGACAAAAGAAGACAUAAGAGAAGAAAUUAUGCACAUUUAUAUGUGGAAAAUCCCAAUAAUAGCUACAAUUCGAUAA
Molecule: messenger RNA, 2810 nt
Organism: Hydra vulgaris (swiftwater hydra)
Lineage: Eukaryota; Metazoa; Cnidaria; Hydrozoa; Anthoathecata; Hydridae
Source: RefSeq, a predicted model, not a curated record